Penicillium brasilianum is the source of this 2473-nucleotide messenger RNA. The record is from the annotation of a GenBank genome assembly. NCBI's taxonomy places the organism in Eukaryota, Fungi, Ascomycota, Eurotiomycetes, Eurotiales, Aspergillaceae.
GUCUACUUGAAUGUCAGGUGACGUGAUGCGAUGUGAUGAGGGGCUGCGCUGGAUCACUUCCGAUUUUUCAUUUCUCAUAUUUACUCACCAGGAUCUUCAAUUGAUCAAUAGGUUCCUCGAGAUGGCCCAGAUCUCGGAUCUCAUCCGCGACUCCCGCCUGGAAACCUACUUCCUUCCCGACUAUAGAGUAGAGACUCUGCAUACAUAUCGCGAGUCCGACCCUACGGGCCAACGGCGCGUCGUCAAUAGGUCAGAGCGUUGGACGCGAUUAAAGAAGAUUGGAAUUGGUGGCUUUGGAGAUGUUUGGUUAGAAAGAUGUACUAGCGGUGGCCAGCCGGAUGGUACUCUCAGAGCCGUGAAACAGAUGACUGUCGACCUAAAAUAUGGUUCUAUUGACUAUAACCGGGAGCUGGAAGCUAUUGCCAAAUUUUCACAUAAACGGUAUGAACGAUGCUUUGUCAAGUCGUUUGGGUGGUACGAGGAUGGCGAUCAGCUUUUCAUUGCUAUGGAAUAUCUCGAAGCUGGCGAUCUGUUCUCAUUUCUUUACCGAAAGCCACCUCUGCCAGAAGCCGAAGCAAUGGAGAUAGCGUACCAGAUCCUCGAAGGACUGGACAUGAUGCAUGAUAAUGAAUUUGCGCAUCGAGAUUUGAAACCUCAUAAUAUUCUGAUCAAAUCCCAUCCCCCGAAUCGAUGGUGGAUCAAGGUUGCUGAUUUUGGCAUUUCGAAGCGUAUUGAAGAAGGUACACUGCCAUUCUCGACAGCGCGUGGUACAAAGGGAUACAUAGCCCCCGAAAUUUACGGUUUUGUCGAGAAAGAAAGUGCAUAUGCAACUGAUAUUUGGGCGCUUGGGGAGAUUGUCUUUCAGCUUCUCACCCAGAAGCCGACAUUCAAGAACGUUGGACUGCUUGCAAACUACAUGGCACAACCGGAUAUCUUUCCUCGUGGGGAACUGGACAAGCUGAAUGUCAGCAGCUUGGGUAUUGAUUUUGUCCUUGCGGUUAUGAGUCCACGUCCAGAGGAGCGGCCGACAGCCAAAUUGGCAUUGUCACACGACUGGAUUAGAGAAGUGAAAGAGCCGGCAGACACACCUUUGAAGUUUGACUUCCCAAAGACCAACUCGAUCACCAGCAUAACCGAGAAUUUGGAUAAUCCGACAGAGGACCAAUUUGCAGCUUGGAGCACACUGUCAAUUCGACCAAAGCCAGAAAAUAAGAUCCCCGAACCUAUACAACGCCUCAUAGACGGCCUUAAACGUGAGAAUUUCCGGUUGAAAAGGAACUUCGAGGCUCACUCACUAGGCGCUUUAUUUUCACCAGAUGGCAGUCUACUCGCAAUUACUGGACCCAGUCCAGAUGUUCAGAUCUGGAGAGUUGAAGAUGGAGUCCUGCUCUAUAGACUUGAAGGGAUGCGAUCUCCGGCGUUCUCUCCAAACUCAAGAUACUUGGCAGUCCUAGGUUACGAAAAAGCAUGGAUUGUACUGCCCAAAUCAGGGACGUUCCGUAAAGUCCUCGCAUUACCUGGCGAAGAAGUCAAAUUCAUAGCCUUCUCUCCUGGCAGUGAGCUUCUUGCUACAGGUGGAUGGUGUACUCAGAACAGAAUUAAGAUCUGGUACUCUUCUACUGGAGAAGAAUAUGCCACCUUCACUCCACCUGCGACAGUCCCGAUGGGAAAACAAUCAGACGACCAUGAUGAAAUGGUCGCGUUGACCUUUAGUUCCGAUGGUCAACGAGUUUUAUGUGCCACGACAUUUCACACUUGGAGCUGGGAUACUGCGGCUGGCACCUUUGUUGACAACCCCCCGACUGACGAGAUGGGAAAUCUAAUAAAGAAACAAAACGGCAUCUUCUCCUUGAAUGGAGAUUUCAUCGCCUUCGAGAAUCAUAGGAUUUGGGGUUCCAUAUUUACUGGAAAAAGCUCAGGCGGUCGCAUGACAAGACUGAAUGUCUGUGAUAGCCUGAUAUGGGCAUGGACAAUAUCACCAGACGGAAGAGUUGUCGUCACGGUGGCCUCGGAACAUCGGGACAAAAUCCUAGGCUUUUGGGAUACAGUCUCGGGAAAACUCCUUUACUCGACUUCUGCGACUUCCGAAUGUUUUAUACGUGGGGAUUGGAAUAAUCCGUUUAACAAUAUCAAAGGUUUGUGUUUCUCGACCGACUCGUCAGUGAUAGCAUUCUUUGGACCGCCUGGUGUAAAGGUAGGGCCAUUUGGAGUGGAGGAUUGUUGAAGCCAUACAGAUAUUGCUCCGUAUGAAGUCUAGAAUCAGGACAGUCACUAUCCCUGACCCUUCCUUACCUACCAUCAACCUAAAGCUGUACUCUAUCCUUGAAAGAAGGUGCAAAUGCGAUACAUAUAGGCGAAAUCUGGAAGGUGAGACUAUGGGUCGUCCUUGCUGUCGUUUUCCUCUGAGCAGUUGGAAAACACCUUAUGACUCGAGUGCAAUUAACCAAAGAUCAUCAUUAUAUAUUUACAAAAC